Molecule: messenger RNA, 864 nt
Organism: Symbiodinium sp. CCMP2592
Lineage: Eukaryota; Dinophyceae; Suessiales; Symbiodiniaceae
Source: the annotation of a GenBank genome assembly
AUGGCCUUUUGCUACUACGAAGCCUUGGGCGUUGGCCGGUCAGCAUCGGCCGCCGAGAUCAAGUCAGCAUACCUUUCCCGGGUCCGCAAGCUCCAUCCAGACGUGGUCGGGCGCGGGGCGCAUGCUGCGAGCGAGUACCAUCGGGUCAGCGAGGCCUUCGAGGUGCUCGGAGACACAAGCCGGCGAAAGGAGUAUGACCAAGCGACGGACUUGAAGCAGCGCGCAACAGACAGAGGUUCUCGGAGGCAUGCCGACUCUGCAACAUCGUCGGCACGUUCAUCGCAGGGUGCAAGAGGCCGUGCUCCCGAUUUCGACGCUUGGGCGCAGCGCGGGCAAACUGAGGCUUUGCGCUGGUAUCGCAUGCCCAUCCCAGAGUUCGCCUGGCGCGUUCACAGCCUUUGGUGCGAGAUUUCCGGUCGCCAGCAGAUGUCGCUUGCGGCCUUCACCGAGCUGUUGCGCCGGCGAUGGCGCAGUGCGAGGCCAGCAUCCCUGCUUGCACAUUCGCUCGACGCGGCAGCAGACUCGCUUGCACGGCUGCGGCAUCGCUUGCGUGACCCGCCGCGGCAAAGGCCUGCUGCUUCCUCCACCUCGGGCGCUCGCUGGUGGAGGCCUCGUUUCGUCGCGACGGAGCAAAGUGAGCGGCUGCGCAGUCUGCUGGCCGCGGGGCGGGGCCAAGCGGCCCAGGAUUGCUGCGUUCAGCUAUUCGCCUACGGUCCCGCUCGAGUUGCCCCGGCUUGCGUUGCGUCGGCCGCGCUGUGCGCCGCUGCCGGCGGCGCAGGCAGCUUUGGCGGCGGGGGUGGCCUGCAUGUUGGGUAUCGGUGGCUGCAGCUCUGUUUGGCUUGCAUCACGGUCCCGGCGUGGUGA